Neopsephotus bourkii (Bourke's parrot) is the source of this 1870-nucleotide messenger RNA. RefSeq names its product bradykinin receptor B1 (gene BDKRB1). Gene Ontology annotation, biological process: G protein-coupled receptor signaling pathway; immune response; neutrophil chemotaxis. NCBI's taxonomy places the organism in Eukaryota, Metazoa, Chordata, Aves, Psittaciformes, Psittacidae. Gene Ontology annotation, molecular function: bradykinin receptor activity. Gene Ontology annotation, cellular component: membrane. The record is from RefSeq and is a predicted model, not a curated record.
UUUCUGCCAUCAGUCUGGAGGAGACACAGAACUACUUACACUAAAUCGGCAUUUUUGUUCCUUUGUGUCACUUUAAACAAUGGCAGCAAAAAGAGGAAAUUUCGUAGGAUUUAGAAGAAACUCAAAGCUUGCCAAUAUGCGAACAUUUCUCACCAUUGCACAUACGAAGCAUGGAUUGAUGUAGCCUGUAAUAAUCAGUGGACACUUCCAGAAGUUAAAUGUUAGUUAUACCACUGAUGGAAGACCUUUAAAUGUUAUGCUUCUUUUUUUGAGGUCCCUUCCUCUCAUUUCAAAGACAUCUCCCAUUCACUUCAGAAAUUUUUUUAAAAUGCCUGAAACUUCUCUACUGAGUGUUCCCUCCUCAAACCACAGUGCAACCAAGAGCAACUCAACUAUUUGCCUGGACUUGAAUGACUUGUGGGAAAUAGUGUAUUAUAUAGUACCCAAAUAUAUCAAGACUAUUAUUGGAAUGCUUGGAAAUGCAUUUGUUCUAUUCACUUAUUCACUGCACAAGGGUCCCCUGAAGAUAGAUGAAAUCUACCUUAUGAACCUAGCUGCUGCUGAUUUUAUCUUCCUCCCAUGUCUCCCUUUCUGGGCAGAAAACAUCAGGAAUUAAUUUAACUGGCCAUUUGGCAGUUUCCUUUGCUGCAGCACCAACACAUCCAUCAGCCUGAACAUGUACCCCAGCAUCUACUUGCUGGUGGCAGUCAGUGUGGAUCGCUAUUUGACUUUUGUUCACACCUUGGACAACAGAGCGAUACAGAGCAAAACUACAGCCAAAGGGAUCUGCUUGCUUGCCUGGUUCUUUGGCAGCCUUCUCAGCAUCCCAACCUUUAUGUUUCCGACUGAACACUUUCCCCUGUGGAAUAUUUCAGCAUGCACUUUAGACUUCCCUGCCCCAUUGUGGGUAACAACUGAAAGGCUCAUAUUCAACAUAGUGGGGUCUGUGUUGACAUCUACAGCAGUUAUCUCCUUUAAUUUCUCUACCAUACACUUCCUUAAAAAAAAGGCAAGGGAACGCAGAGCACUCGGAACAAAGAGUUGCAAGGAGAACAAAGGCACAAAGGUUACCAGGCUGAUCUUCACAAUGGUACUGAUGUUUCUUCUGUGCUGGACUCCUUACCAUUUUUUUGUAUUCCUUGAUACAUUAUACCAGACAGAAGUGCUCAAAGGGUGAUUCUGGGGGAAACUGCUCAACUUUGGUGAGCAGUUUGGUUACACCCUGGCUAUCACCAACAGCUGAAUUAACCCUGUGAUUUAUGUCUUUGCUGGGAAAUACUUCAGGCAAAAGGCGUCAGUUUUUUCACAGUUUAUUCCUUGUGGAUUUCCUUUGAGUUUGGUAUCAUUAAAGUCUUCAUAUUUCAACAUGUUUCCAAUCAGGCGUAAUUUAACCUAAUGGUUGUCAGUUUCAUUUUCAUUUUGCUAUUACAACUUAUUUCAAGUGGGAUUAAAAAUUAUUAUGAAUUGCACUGGUCUUGCAUUUACAGAGUAAGCUAAUUAUUUAUUAAAGUAAAUCACUUGGCUGCUUAUUUGUCCUCAGUUUGAUUUUCUUUUUCUAUGAUGUCCAUCCAAAUGUAUAACAAUAUAUAAUUGGAAUUUUAUACCAAAUGAUCUGUCAUCAGCUUUCAGUGACCUGAAAAAAAACCUCUUUGACAGACAUCAGAACUCUCGUUUCUUUACAGAAAGCCAUAAGCUGGCUAAACUUUUACUGCAUUGAUCUGUGAUGACAAAUACAAUCCCACCGCUAAUGUUAUACAUAAAAUUAUAAUGUGCAUUAAAUAGAACAUAUGAGUUUAACCUUCAGCUGAUAGCUGCAUUUGAGCAAUUAUAGAAUAGCUUCAAUUAUUUUUAACAAUUUUUUAAGAAGCUU